GACGGAUGUCCACCCCAGAGCCCUAGUUCAGAGCUCUUCCACGCUGCUGCCCACACUGUAGGUAGGGAACAGCACCGGUGUGGACGUCCUCACAGGGCCAGCCUGCCAGGCUUCUGUGGGCUACUGGGUCUCCGAUGCUGGCAGGCACACCAGGGCAGCCCAUGGUCAUUGCCCAGGGCAGGGUCUACCUGUGCUUUGCAGUGCUGGGCUGGAGCUGCUGUGAGAGCGACUGUCGGGCACAGGCAGGCGGCGGUCGCAGGAGGGAAUUCAGGUGGCUGCUGCACUGUGGCUGAAGGUGAAGUUUUGCCGGGGACAGGAUGGAGAUGGUGUGGCUGUACGUGGUGCUGAUCCCUGUGCACCACGUCCUUGCUGUGACCUGGCUGUACCUGGCUAAGCAGCCUUCUCUGCGGGCGGUUCUCCAAGACCCCAGUGGCUGCGAGGGUCUGACGGGGCUGGUAGAAGGGCAGGUCCGCAUUUGCCGGCAGCAGGUGGAAGCCAUGGAUGCGGUGAAGCGAGGUGCGGAGCUGGCUGUUGAGGAGUGCCAGCACCAGUUUCACUCUCGCCGGUGGAACUGUUCCACCCUGCAGGGGCUGCAGGUCUUCGGCAAGGUUACCAUCCAAGGCACGCGGGAGUCUGCUUUCAUCCACGCCAUCUCUGCCGCCGGCGUUGCCUUUGCUGUGACUCGUGCCUGCAGCCGUGGGGAGCUGGAGAAGUGUGGCUGUGACCGCAAGAUCCGAGGAGUCAGCCCCGAAGGUUUCCAAUGGUCAGGCUGCUCUGAUAACCUGUCUUACGGGAUUGCCUUUUCUCAAGCCUUCGUAGACAACCCUGAGAGGAGCCGCGGUGUCUCCUCCAGCCGAGCGCUCAUGAACCUGCACAACAACGGGGCUGGAAGGAAGGCUCUCCUGGCCCACAUGAAGGUGGAGUGCAAAUGCCAUGGUGUGUCGGGUUCCUGCGAGGUGCGCACAUGCUGGAAGGUCAUGCCUCCCUUCCGCAAGGUGGGCAACGUCCUCAAGGAAAAGUUCGAGGGGGCAACGGAGGUUCACCCCAAGUGGGUGGGUUCCCGCAAGCUCCUGGUGCCCAAGAGCUCUCGCUUCAAGCCCUACACAGCUCAUGACUUGGUCUACCUGCUGGCCAGCCCAGACUUCUGUGACCGGGACCCCCGGCAUGGGGUCUUCGGCACCUCCGGCCGCCAGUGCAACCGGACAUCCCCAGCCAUGGAUGGCUGUGAGCUCCUGUGCUGCGGCAGGGGCUUCCACACGGCUCAGGCAGAAGUGGUGGAGCGGUGCAGCUGCAAGUUUCGCUGGUGCUGCUCCGUCAAGUGCAAGCAGUGCCGGCACCUGGUGGAGGUGCACAGGUGCCGCUGA
Grus americana (Whooping crane) is the source of this 1364-nucleotide messenger RNA. RefSeq names its product protein Wnt-4-like. The transcript has 5 exons. Gene Ontology annotation, cellular component: extracellular region. The record is from RefSeq and is a predicted model, not a curated record. Gene Ontology annotation, biological process: multicellular organism development; neuron differentiation; canonical Wnt signaling pathway. NCBI's taxonomy places the organism in Eukaryota, Metazoa, Chordata, Aves, Gruiformes, Gruidae. Bases 318 to 1364 code for a protein of 348 amino acids. Gene Ontology annotation, molecular function: cytokine activity; frizzled binding.